AUGUCGAUCGCGGGCUACACGGCAUGCGCAGUGGCGGCCGACGCCGCUCUGCCAGACGACUGCUACCGCGUCCUGCUCACCGGCCACGGACCUCUACGGACCGGCAAAGAUAAUCACAGCUGGCUGACGGUCUUGCCGCUGCACAACACUAUAUUGACCGUCGACGAAGCUCUGCCUGCCGCCGCACCUCCCGCGCCUCCUCCGGCACCGCCACAAGAACUGAUGGACGUUGAUUCGCCCAGUCCGCUGCCAACAGAAGGCUCGCCGCCGCCGGCAAAUCCCGCUCCGCCGCCUCCGCCUCCCCAGCCCGAAUAUGUCCCGCCUCCUCCCGGACAGGGAAGCACCACGCCAGCGCCUAACGGCACGGGAACCGAAGAACGUCGCCCGCCGCCUACGCAUAUCCACCUGUCGACGAUCCUUCUUCCUGUGACGUACACCGCCGUAGAGGCGCACGUGCCGGGCUUGCACGCCCGUCCGCCCAUCGUCCCGCCGCACUCGACGAGUUGGUGGGAUGAAUCCGAGAACGCGGCCGAUGACGCUGCGUCAUUACCUCGACGGGCUGUACCUGGUGCUGGCAGGCCUUUAGCGCCGCCUCCCGAGGAUGGAUAUGAUCUCGUGCUCCAUGUCGGUCUGGCGGGCCGCGGUGGGUUGCGCGUCGAGAAGCUCGCACAUCGCGUCGGAUAUCGAUUGAAGGACGCAUCGGGAGAACGCGCACCGAUCGCCCCGCCUGCGCCUAAGAAGAAGAAGCAGGCCAAUAAGGUUGAUGGCGGUACCGGCGAGGGCGAAAGCAAGGCCAACGGAAAUGGUGCGGAGGGAAAUGGCGAGGAGGGCGAGGGCGAAGAGGAGGGUGCCGAAGAUGCCGCCGCGCACGCGACACAACCCAGCGCACACGACGUCCCGCCAGGCGUCGUCGUGCCAGCAUCACAUCAAGGCGCGCCAGGCGAGGCGGGAGAUGCCGAGGCGCCAGUCGAAGCUCCGCGCGAGCCGGUGCGCGGGUUCGGCGGCAAGGCAUAUGGAGACGAGAUGAACGAGUUUGAGACGGGCGUCGAUGUCGACAGGUUAUGCUUUGAUCUUAAGCGCUCAGGUCCGAUCGGCGAUGUCUACAAGAGCAUGGACUCUGGACACUACGUGCUGGACUACGCGUACUACUGCUCGCUGGCCGAGGCUAGGAGAACCGCGGGUCCUGCCGCACUCAUCGGCGCUAAUGCACCCCCGCCAAGCUCGAAUACAAUUGGUAUUCCCGGGCCCACUACGAUCAAGCUCACGAAGGUACUUGGCAUAACCGUCCCGCCGGCAGGAGCACCCUUCAGCACACUCGACCUCACCGAAGCGAUCAAGAAGAUAGUAAUCUGGUGUUCGCGCGAAGGCACUCGGGCCGCGCCGCGAUAG
Molecule: messenger RNA, 1389 nt
Organism: Peniophora sp. CBMAI 1063
Lineage: Eukaryota; Fungi; Basidiomycota; Agaricomycetes; Russulales; Peniophoraceae
Source: the annotation of a GenBank genome assembly